Varanus komodoensis (Komodo dragon) is the source of this 3446-nucleotide messenger RNA. It is a transcript of the gene UGT8, whose product is annotated as UDP glycosyltransferase 8. Gene Ontology annotation, molecular function: UDP-glycosyltransferase activity. Lineage: Eukaryota; Metazoa; Chordata; Lepidosauria; Squamata; Varanidae. The transcript is spliced from 5 exons. Bases 1 to 1626 code for a protein of 541 amino acids. The record is from RefSeq and is a predicted model, not a curated record.
AUGAAGUCUUACAUUCCAUUUUUCAUUCUUCUGUGGAGUGCUGUUGGAAUUUCAAGGGCUGCCAAAAUCGUUAUUGUGCCGCCAAUUAUGUUUGAGAGCCAUCUGUAUAUUUUCAAGACCUUGGCCUCUGCCUUGCAUGAACAAGGCCACCAGACAGUUUUUCUCCUGUCUGAGGGCAGAGAAAUCCCUCCAUCUAAGCACUAUAGACUGCAGCGUUACCCAGGGAUCUUUAAUACCACCACCUCAGAUGAAUUUCUUCAAUCCAAAAUGAGGAGUAUCUUUUCUGGGAGACUUACAGCCCUGGAACUGUUUGACAUUCUGGAUCACUAUUCUAAGAACUGUGACAUGAUUGUGGGCAACAAGAAGCUCUUGCAUACCCUGAAACAGGAAAAAUUUGACCUGCUGCUAGUGGAUCCAAAUGAGAUGUGUGGAUUUGUUAUUGCUCAUCUUUUAGGGAUUAAAUAUGCUGUUUUUUCCACUGGUCUUUGGUAUCCAGCAGAAGUAGGUGCUCCAGCACCUUUAGCAUAUGUUCCAGAAUUUAAUUCACUUCUCACAGAUCAUAUGAACUUGAUAGAGAGGCUUAAGAACACUAUUGUUUAUCUGAUUUCAAGAUUUGGAGUCAACUAUUUGGUUCUGCCAAAAUAUGAAAGGAUAAUGCAGAAGUACAAUGUACAGCCAGCAAGGUCCAUGUUUGAAUUGGUUCAUGAAACCAGCCUGUGGAUGCUGUGUACUGAUGUAGCACUAGAGUUUCCAAGACCCACACUACCAAAUGUUGUUUACGUGGGAGGAAUUCUUACCAAACCGGCCAGUCCUCUACCAGAAGAUCUUCAAAAAUGGGUGGAUGGUGCUAAUGAAAAUGGCUUUGUCCUUGUUUCAUUUGGAGCAGGAGUGAAAUAUUUAUCAGAUGAUAUAGCAAAUAAACUGGCACAAGCCCUGGCAAGACUUCCUCAAAGAGUUAUUUGGAGAUUUUCAGGAAAUAAACCUAGGAACUUGGGUAACAAUACAAAACUUAUAGAAUGGUUACCACAAAACGACUUAUUAGGUCACUCUAAUAUUAAGGCUUUCCUUAGUCAUGGUGGUCUGAACAGCAUUUUUGAAACCAUGUACCAUGGUGUACCUGUGGUGGGAAUUCCUCUUUUUGGAGACCAUUAUGACACCAUGACCCGAGUGCAGGCCAAAGGCAUGGGGAUAUUACUAAACUGGAAGACAGUUACUGAUGAUGAAUUAUAUAAUACACUGGUGAAAGUUAUUAAUGAUCCCAGCUACAGACAACAGGCCCAAAAGCUGUCUGAAAUUCAUAAAGAUCAACCAGGUCACCCUGUUGAUCGAACAGUCUACUGGAUUAAUUAUAUCCUUCGUCACAAUGGAGCACAGCAUCUACGUGCCGCAGUUUACAGAGUCUCUUUCUAUCAGUAUUUCUUACUGGAUAUUGCUGCUGCUGUACUGCUUGGUACAGCCUUACUCUGCUGUGUUUUGGUCAGGAUAGCAAAAUUCAUCUGCAAGCAAAGCAAACAUCUUUGGUCAACUGAUGAGCAUACUACUAUUAAUGGACAUUACCAAAAUGGGAUACCAAAUGGCAAGUAUAGAAGAAAUGGCCACAUUAAACAUGAGAAAAAGGUGAAAUGAGCCAACUACCCAAUGUACAUUAGCAAUGAACCAAUUCUCUAAUUGAAUUUUAUAGCUGUAACUUAGUCUAACACCUACUUAAAGUAAAACAAUAAACAGUUCUAAUGCUCCCCUACAGUAUGUAAUCUUAUGCAAUUAAAUUCUGCAGAACUAAGAAAAAUCUUUAGAAAAAAUGAAGCACAACCUAAAAUGCAAAAUGUAUUUUAUUCUUAAUACUGAUGCAGAAAGGUUAUUCUGGCACUGAUGUUUUUUAGAAGCCUUAAUUCUCUGAAGUAAUUCAACACAUAUAUUUAUGACUUCUCCAUUUGUGAAUCUAAAUGUGUGCGUCCCAGAUAAGGAGUUAUUUCUUUUUACUUGGAAAAGUUCUUCCUUUUUUCAUACACUCAUUCAUAUUUUAGCAAAGAGAUCUAUAUUUUAUUUAUAUAAGGUUCAAUAUGUUAUCUGACAAUGAUGUUCAUGAAAGUCAUCUUUCCUGGUGUUUGGUACAUAGGAAUAAACACAUGACAGAAUUAUUAUGCAGCCAUACAAGUCAUAUUCUUAAAAGGUACUAAAGAAUAUGAUAAUAUACCAUUCUUUUGAUAUUCACUUAAACCCUCCCUUUCUCUUCCAUUUCUUUAGAGAGAAGGAAGUUGCACAAGAAUACCAUAAGCUGUAAUUUUAUAUUUAUGUAUAUUUUAGUUUUGUUCUCUACAUUUCCCCAUAUCCAUAAUCUAUGCCAUUGUAAAGGUAUUUGAUUCUAAUAAUUAAAAGGGCUGUGUGGAUAGAAUAAAUAGAUUUUAAAAAUAUAUGAGGCAGAGAUCUGCCCCAUGCUCUUUGGAAAAGGUUUUACCUUGUCCCUUGAGCAAGCAGAAUCAAACCACUUUAGGGGUUUGUUAGAAAGUUGAAUGUCUUUGCUAUUAUGUUAUUCCAAUUACAUUUUUUUCCAAAACCACAAUGGUUCAGAGGUUCACUUAGUUCUAUCUGUGUUCCUUAUACUAGUCUGGGCCACACAAUCCAUGUUACAGAGUUGCCAACAACAAUUCUCUGAAUAGAAUGGAGGUUAUCCUUUGGUCAGUUCCCACUGUCUUUGUAGAGGUUUGAUAUCAUGCAUGACAUUAAACCUAGAAAACUAAUUAGAAAAUUUGCCUCUGUUCACAUUCAUAGCUUCCUUUUCUGCACAACACUCUUUCAAUCACUGUAACCACUACAGGGCUUUUCUGAUUUUAAGCAGAAAAUGGAAAAUAGGGCAUUGAACAAAGUUUAAAGCUGUCCUGUUACACCAGAGUUGGCAACUAUUAGUUUAUCAAUUCCCAUGUCAUUCUGUUUACUUGAAAUUUGCACUGCACAUGUUGUGAGUGUACACUUUAUUUAUUUGCAGUUUGAUAUCCCAUGUCCAUCCUUGGGGGGAGGGAGGGGCAGUCUAUAUUGAGUGUUGUUCACUAACAUGGGAAGAGUUCUGGAAAAAACCAUAGAAUACUAAAAUCAUCUUCGUACACAGUGACAUGAUGUUUCAUAAUCAUCCCAUCAGGAGCCUCUAUCUUAUAGCAAUAAAGUAGCAUUGCAAAUAUGUUUCUAAUAUUCAGUACAGGCAAUUGUACUGCUUUCCAGAUACUUGAAGAAAAUGGUAUUAUCAAUAAGCCUGUUAGCUUUAUCUUUUUACAAUCUUAUCAGUAUGUGGCAACUAAGGGAAUACAAAGAGGCAAUGAGUGGUGGGAGAGUGACAGGACGUAGAGUGUAUGAAUGCAUUGGUUUUAAUGUUUUUCGUAUUGAAGAAGGUACACAAGCACUGACCGGAUGAUUAAGAAUAAUUUAAUCUCCACUGUGAUACAACUUAAGCAAUA